AUGACUGACAAAAACAUUCUUCUCCCAUCAGAAGGCGCUUCAGGAGUCAGAUCUGAUGGCACUGCAACUGCAACCUGUCUCUGCGGAGCUGUGCAGCUAUCGUUUCCCGUUGAUGGAGAUGCUCUGGUCAACACCUUUGUUUGCAACUGUAGUGACUGCCACAAACUCAGCUCCUCGAUGUUUUGCUCCAACUUCACCAUUAAAGAUGACAGCCUAACGCAUGUUCGAGGAGAGAAUCGUCUUACAAGGUGGGCGCAGAGCAAGACCAUCGCUUCAGGUGCUACAAUGGAAGACAGUUUCUGCUCCACCUGUGGCAAUCUGAUGUACAGGCGCAGCAGCAGAUUUCCGGGCAUGAGCAUUCUGCGAAUUGGUACCGUGGAUGAUUUUGGUCUGCAUGCCACGAAGCUGGCACCGCAGUUCGAACAAUUUACAAAGACGCGAGUGGAAUGGCUUGAUGGAGUCAAGCGUCAAGGAAUACCGCAUCAUGCAGAGUCGGGCUUCUGA
Akanthomyces muscarius is the source of this 504-nucleotide messenger RNA. RefSeq lists its product as uncharacterized. Gene Ontology annotation, molecular function: carbon-sulfur lyase activity. The transcript is spliced from 2 exons. The record is from RefSeq and is a predicted model, not a curated record. The coding region runs from base 1 to 504 and encodes 167 amino acids. Lineage: Eukaryota; Fungi; Ascomycota; Sordariomycetes; Hypocreales; Cordycipitaceae.